Molecule: messenger RNA, 1816 nt
Organism: Pseudomyrmex gracilis
Lineage: Eukaryota; Metazoa; Arthropoda; Insecta; Hymenoptera; Formicidae
Product: developmentally-regulated GTP-binding protein 2
Exons: 5
Coding region: 253-1344 (363 amino acids)
Biological process (GO): cytoplasmic translation
Cellular component (GO): cytoplasm
Molecular function (GO): GTP binding; GTPase activity
Source: RefSeq, a predicted model, not a curated record
CUAUUGCGCAUUGGUCAAUUAGUCGAAUUAUCGAAUACGACUGGUUAUUUCCGUAAGAUCUACGAUUUUCAUUGUCAAAACCCGGUCUGCGAUCACGAGAUUGUUGCAAUUGCCAAGUGGAACCCACUUGCAAUAAAACAGAUGAUUACACGGUUAACCCUGUCACUGUAGCACGCGCCGGACAAAGCUGUCUAUCGACAUUCCCGCAAAUCGAUGUGAGACCAUCGUGAAAGAAUUUUUUCAAGUAUCACCAUGGGGAUACUGGAGAAGAUCUCGGAAAUUGAGAAAGAAAUUGCACGAACGCAGAAAAAUAAAGCUACCGAAUAUCAUUUGGGUCUGUUGAAAGCUAAACUCGCUAAGUACAGGUCUCAGCUUUUGGAACCGUCAAAGAAGUCGGAAAAGGGUGAAGGUUUUGACGUACUGAAAUCGGGAGACGCGAGAGUUGCAUUAAUUGGUUUUCCAUCAGUUGGCAAAUCUACUUUACUCAGCACUUUGACAGCUACAGAGUCGGAAGCUGCGUCGUACGAGUUCACUACUCUGACAUGUAUACCCGGGGUUAUCGACUACAAAGGCGCUAGCAUACAAUUGCUGGAUCUGCCUGGUAUAAUUGAAGGAGCAGCACAGGGAAAAGGACGAGGUAGACAAGUCAUAUCGGUUGCUCGAACAGCUGAUCUGGUUCUCAUGAUGUUGGACGCAACCAAGCAAGACGUCCAACGACAACUCCUAGAAAGAGAAUUGGAAUCGGUUGGGAUUAGACUCAACAAGAAGAAGCCAAACAUAUAUUUCAAGGUGAAGAAAGGCGGCGGUGUUGCUUUCAAUUCUACGUGUCCUUUGACAAAAGUAGAUGAGAAACUAGUUCAAAUGAUUCUACACGAGUAUAAAAUUUUCAAUGCUGAGGUGCUCUUUCGUGAGGAUUGCGGGGCGGACGAAUUGAUUGACGUCAUCAACGCAAACCGAGUAUACUUACCAUGUUUGUAUGUAUAUAAUAAAAUAGAUCAAAUAUCGAUAGAAGAAGUCGACCGGAUCGCUAGGCAACCCAACAGUGUUGUAGUUAGUUGUAAUAUGAAGUUGAAUCUUGAUUUCCUGCUGGAGAUAUUAUGGGAAUAUUUAUCUCUAAUAAGGGUUUACACAAAAAAGCCCGGACAACCACCUGACUUCGUACAAGGUUUGAUAUUGAGGAAGGGGGUGACAGUAGAACACGUAUGUCACGCGAUUCAUCGAACGCUUGCUCAACAAUUCAAAUACGCUCUUGUGUGGGGCACAAGUACUAAAUAUUCACCUCAAAGAGUAGGACUGCAGCAUGUGAUGCACGAUGAGGAUGUCAUACAAAUAAUGAAAAAAUAAAUUCUCUCCUAACGCUCGUAAAAAUCGAUGAGAAAACGUGGAUAGCAAUAUAGGCCUUAUUUAGCCUUCUAUACACUAUACACACACACACACACAUAAAACACGUGUACACAUACAGAAUGUAUAAAUAAAAGAAGAACAGAAAAUUACAAAGUAAACAAAAUUCUAUGGUAUUAAGAUGGAUGUAAUGCGUUUGAAUUGCAUAUUUUAAGAAGCUUGUGACCUGCAGACAACUUGUUUAAAUAAACUUUGUAAAAACAAAUAGUUUUACUUGUUUAUUCGCUUGAUAUCAGGAAAGUGUGUGUGAAUUAAAAUUAAGAAGUUCGAUGGAUAAAUAAAUUCCUCGCGAGUGAAGAUCAUUCGGUUUCUAACGGAACUGAAAUUUGUAACUUGACCGAAGAGUCGAUGAAAGUUUUGAAUGUAAAUUGUUUUCGCGUGAUUAAAAAAGAAAAAAGAAAAACUUUGUAUGGUU